UCUCCCCGCACCCACCCUCCUUCCGGUUGCUCGAUCGUCUCGCUCUCCUCUCCUCUUCUCUUCGUCUCUCCUCCUGACCCUUUUUCCGCUUUCCCUUUUCCCCCCUCCUCGAUCCGCGGCGCAACCGAACACGAAAGCGAGAGAGAGAGGAGUGCAGCCGCUGCCCUGUCCCCUCACCGCGCCGCGCCGACAUGGAGCUGUUCUACGAGCUGCUCCUCACGGCGGCUGCCUCCCUCCUCGUCGCCUUCCUGCUGGCCAGGCUGCUGGCCUCCGCCGCCACCGCCAGUGAUCCCCGCCGCCGCGCGCCCGAUCACGCCGCCGUGAUCGCGGAGGAGGAGGCGGUGGUGGUGGAGGAGGAGAGGAUCAUCGAGGUCGAUGAGGUCGAGGUGAAGAGCGCGCGCGCGAGGGAGUGCGUGGUUUCGGAGGGGUGGGUCGAGGUGGGGAGGGCCUCGUCGGCGGAGGGGAAGCUCGAGUGCUUGCCGGAGGAAGAGGAGGCUCCCGCGAAGGCCGCUCGGGAGCUUGUUCUCGAUGCCGUUUUGGAGGAACGCGAGGAGGAAGGACAAGUUGGCGAAGAGCGGUGCGAUUUGGCCGCUGCGGUGGCGGAGGUCGUGGGAGUGAAGCCGCAUGAGUUGGGGGUUGAAGCUGCUCCCGGGGAGGUAUCUGACGUGACGCUGGAGGAAGGGAAGGUGCAGGAUGUUGGGGUGGAGCAGCAUGAUUUGGUCGCCGAGGCUGCUCCAAGGGAAGCUCUUGACACAGGGUUGGAGAAACAGGGUGUUCCCAUCAUUGAAGCGGUUGAAAUCAAGCGGCAGGAUGAUCUGGGUGCUGAGGUAGCUCCGAGUGACGUUCCUGAGGUGGAAUUUGAGCAACAGGGAGUUCGCAUUAUUGAAGCUAUUGAUGUGAAUCAACAUCAUCGGGUUGCUCUGGCUGCUCCUGCGGAAGUUGUUGAUGCGGGAUUGGAGGAGAGGGUCCAAGCUAUUGAAGCAGGGUCAUCUGGAUUGACUUCCGAGACAGUUCCUGAAGAGGUUCUUGACGAGUUAUCUGAGAAGCAAGAAGAGCAAGUUAUUGAAGAGAAGGAACAUCAAUUGGCUGCAGCGACUGCUCCAGUAGCAAUUCCUGGUGUGGCAUUGGCAGAGACGGAGGAACUUAAAGAAGAACAAUCCUCUGAAAAAGCUGUCAAUGUUCAUGAAGAAGUUCAGAGUAAGGACGAAGCUAAAUGCAAGCUCCAUCUGGUUGAUCAACAAGAAGGUUCGGCUUCUAAGGUGGAGCUGGUGGGGAGGAAUACCGACAAUGUGGAAAUUAGCCAUGGAAGCAGUUCUGGUGACAAAAUGAUUGCUGAGUUGACCGAGGAGGAAUUGACAUUGCAAGGUGUGCCCGCAGAUGAGACUCAGACAGACAUGGAAUUUGGGGAGUGGGAAGGGAUUGAAAGAACUGAGAUAGAAAAGAGGUUUGGUGUGGCAGCAGCGUUUGCAUCUAGUGACGCCGGGAUGGCUGCCCUGUCAAAGCUUGAUAGUGAUGUGCAGCUGCAGCUGCAGGGACUCCUUAAGGUUGCCAUUGAUGGUCCAUGCUAUGACUCUACACAGCCACUUACCUUGAGGCCUUCAUCUCGUGCAAAAUGGGCUGCUUGGCAAAAGCUAGGGAACAUGUAUCCGGAGACAGCUAUGGAAAGAUACAUGAAUCUUUUGUCAGAGGCUAUUCCAGGAUGGAUGGGUGACAAUAUCUCGGGCACAAAGGAACAUGAAGCUGGUGAUGAUGCUGUAGGGUCUGUCUUAACAAUGACUUCAAAUACAAUCAACCAACAUGACAGUCAAGGGAAUGAAGACAAUACUGGCAUGUAUGAAGGUCACUUGACAAGUUCCCCUAACCCAGAGAAAGGACAGAGUUCUGACAUCCCUGCUGAAUGAACAUAACACUCAUGGAAGAUUUCUUGCAUCAGUGAUUUCAGCCCAUUGCUGAGACCGCUACCGAUGCCUUCCUCAUAAGAUUAGAUUUGUACAGUGCUCCUGUGGUGCUAAUAUUAGUGUUGUCAUGGUGUUGGUUUGUGUAUAUAUAUGACUGUAUAUAUCAGUAACUGCCGGUCCUACUGCGUGUAUUCCGCCAGCAGCAGACUUAUCAUCUGGUAUUCUGGUGUAGUCUGUAGAACAAUACAUCUGGUGAGUCGUAAUUAUAUGUCGAUACGAUGCAGUUUGGAAGGAGAAAUUGAAGUGGUUGGAAAACCAGUUGAAAGGACUGAAAAAUAAUCUCAUCAGAAGGAACAUAAAUUCUUUAUCC
Oryza sativa Japonica Group (Japanese rice) is the source of this 2268-nucleotide messenger RNA. Its product is annotated as acyl-CoA-binding domain-containing protein 5-like. Gene Ontology annotation, molecular function: fatty-acyl-CoA binding. Gene Ontology annotation, biological process: fatty acid metabolic process. The record is from RefSeq and is a predicted model, not a curated record. Lineage: Eukaryota; Viridiplantae; Streptophyta; Magnoliopsida; Poales; Poaceae. Gene Ontology annotation, cellular component: cytoplasm.